CGAUUGUCAUAGGAGUUAGUGAUGUCUCGGCUUUGGAUGUGGUGUGUUGCGCUUGCGCUGGUCGGGCUGUGGUUCGCGCCGGCGCAGGCUGUGGUGGGCGGCGCACCGGCUGCGCCCCCCGAGCCUGACGCGGCGGUGGUGUUCACCCAGCGCCACGGCUUCAGCUCCCGUAUCGAAGGAAUCAAAGAUGAAAAACUUGGAUAUUACAGCUUCUUCGGGAUUAGAUAUGCAGAGCCACCACUGGGUCCUCAGAGGUUCCAGCGGCCCAUCCGCCGGUACCUUGCAGGAGAGAUGAUGGCUACCCAGCAGUGCCUUCCAUGUCCUCAACCCGAUCCUUACCAGCGAGGGCGAAUCUUAGGACAUGAAGACUGCCUCUGUCUUAACGUGUAUGCUCCUAAAAUGCCUGCUACGGAAGAAGGAAGCCCGGUUGUCUUCUUCAUUCACGGUGGUAACUAUAGAACAGGAUCGACACAUUCUUAUGGAGGACAACAUUUGGUUCAAAAGGAUACGAUAUUGGUAACAGCACAGUAUCGGUUAGGCUCGCUUGGAUAUCUGAGCACGGGGCAAAGAGAUGCAGGAGGCAAUGUUGGACUGUUUGACCUACACGCUGCUAUGGUCUGGAUACAAGACUACAUUCAAUUCUUCGGGGGUGACGCAAAGCGAGUGGUUGUAAUGGGCCAAGGUUCUGGGGGCAGUGCCGCUUCUCUCCUGGCGUUGUCUCCUGAAGGUCGCACUGCUACGGGAGUCGCCGCUUUGUCAGGCGCUCCCUUGUCUCCUGGCGCCGUGAGACCAGAUCCUGAAAAACAUGCGGAUGCUUUAGCUGAACGUACGGGAUGCCCGAAGAAACCAGCUGAAAGUCUUCUCAUAUGCUUACGGAAAUUGCCAGUUGAAGAACUUGUACAGGCUGACGAGGAUUUGAAUAUGGACAUGGUAGACACACAAAGAUUUUUGGAAGAAAUUUCAGGACGAUCAGGUGCUGGUGCUAGAGUAGAAGGUGCGGAUGACCUCCGAGGUCUGCCGCCUCUCGUAGCCGAAGCUCCAGCUGAGUCACUUGGCAGGAAACAGAAACGUGUCCCUCUCCUCACCGGCGUCACGUCGGCAGAGACCUCAAGGGCUGUGUUUGGCAAAUUUAACAAAUUCCUGACGAACCAACUCCAAAAUGUGAAGGACUUCCUCAAGAAAGAUGUAAUAGGCGGACUUCAGAAUGUGGUGCAAGGAGUUGAGGGUCUGAUCCCACUGGCUUCUAACGUUCAAGCUGUCCUGCCCAUCUCCGACUACUAUCAGGGCUUGUUUGAUCAGGCUUCUAAUCUCAUUGAUGGACUUUCUGAGGUCGCGGAAGCUACAGGUGAUGCCCUGUUCAACUUCCCGGCGUACCAGAGCGUGCAGCAGUGGAGUUCAGGUGGCCAGGCGUUCCUGUACAGCUUCGAGCACGUCGGAAACCUUUCUAAGGGCUGGCAUUUCCUGCCUGGCGUCUCUUUAGCGGAAAAGUCGACUGACGAGCCGAUGAAGCCUAAGAAAGCGCAAGGUCCGUCCCACGGAGACGAGUUAGCAUAUAUCUUCGAACCAUUGGGCCCUGACGGCCAGCCCAUGGGCGGCGAGGUCUCCAGCACCGAUGCUCGAGUCAGGGAGAACUUUGUGGGGCUUAUCUCCAAGUUCGCACACGGACUUGAUGAUGCCAAAACCAAGAACACUUCAAAGAUCUUAGGUGGCAUACUGUUCCCUUCGAGCGCAGAUCAAUUUUUGAAGAUUGGCGAAUCGUUGACAAUUGAUAAAGAUUUUAGGUUCUGUCAGAUCGGAUUAUGGGGCAAUAUGGGAGACAGAUUAACAGGAGCACUGUGCAAGAAUCUCCUCGGCAACUUAUUGAAUUUGCAACAGCUGGGCAAAUUGCCAGCCAUACCAGGACAAUUGCCGGGCCAGUUGCCGGGACAAUUGCCUGUGCAGUUGCCCGGACAGAACACUAUGCAAUUAGUGCCAGGACUGUUGGGUAAACAGCCAACUAGAACUCCUCAGAGGCAGCCACAGAAACCACAAAGAACCACACAGGGACCUUUUAAGCUCCCGUUUGAUUUUUGAGUUUACUAAGUAAGAAGUUUGUAUUGUCAGUGCCAUAAUUUUAACACCUUAAUAAAUAAAAGAUUUUA
This is a messenger RNA of Helicoverpa armigera (cotton bollworm), 2141 nucleotides long. It is a transcript of the gene CCE-un1, whose product is annotated as carboxylesterase 5A. Lineage: Eukaryota; Metazoa; Arthropoda; Insecta; Lepidoptera; Noctuidae. Bases 22 to 2073 code for a protein of 683 amino acids. The transcript is spliced from 11 exons. The record is from RefSeq and is a predicted model, not a curated record.